Molecule: messenger RNA, 2415 nt
Organism: Osmia lignaria (orchard mason bee)
Lineage: Eukaryota; Metazoa; Arthropoda; Insecta; Hymenoptera; Megachilidae
Product: phospholipase A1
Biological process (GO): lipid catabolic process
Molecular function (GO): lipase activity; serine hydrolase activity
Source: RefSeq, a predicted model, not a curated record
AGUCACCGUGCACACGAUCAGUUCUCGUAUCGUGCAGUAACGACGAACGUCUCUGAAGAGCGAAAUGCUGCACUCAGCAUUGAAAUCGUCAUUAAUUGUCUUAAUCGCGUGUGUCCUGGUGGUUCGCGGCUCGACGAAGAGGACAGCGAUAGGACCGAUCCAGGAAGCGAUUCAGAAUGGUGAUGCUGCACAGUAUAAUAAGGGACAGUGCGUAUGGAGGCGAGGAAAUGAUAGAGACUCCUGCCCUGAUCCCGAUGUAAGGGUAUUCCUUUACACGAACGAUCGACCCAGACGAGAAUUGGAUUCUAGAGAAUCAGACUGGCUACGACAGGAUUAUGAUCCAACCAGGGAGAACGUGCUCCUUAUACAUGGAUAUGCAGGCGGUGACGACACUCUCCCAAUAGCUGUCCUACGGGACGCAUACCUCCGAAACGGAAGUUACAAUGUGUUCCUCGUCGACUGGGGUGCUCUGUGUGCAGCACCCUGUUAUCCCGCCGCAGUGUCUAACCUCCGUCCUGUGGCUCGUUGCCUGGCGGCCACUUUGACCACCCUGAGGAACCUGGGUCUACAGAUCCCACGGACGACCUGCGUGGGCCACUCGCUGGGCGCCCACAUAUGCGGCGUCAUGGCGAACUUUCUAUUAUUCAGGAUGCACCGAAUAAUUGGUUUAGAUCCCGCCAGGCCAUUGAUGCGACCAGGCUACGUGAAUCGUUUGGACAGCGGGGAUGCAGACUUUGUCGAGGUGAUUCACACGAACGCCGGAUAUUAUGGAGAGAGCGGACGCAUGGGUCACGUUGACUUUUGCGUGAACGGAGGCAAGGUGCAGCCUUUCUGCGAAAACAAACAGAAUUAUCAGCUGUGCAGUCACGUCUGGGUCGUCUGUUACAUGGCUCAGAGUAUCGACAAUGGUGGUAAACAGCCUAUGGCAGAGCCUUGUUCUAGAAGAUGUCCUUCCGGGCCUAGAAUCGCUCCCAGAGCCGGUGAAUAUGUACCCAUGGGACAGCACACACCUUUAGGUACCAGGGGUUCUUUCUGCUUCACCAGCAAACACCCACCCUAUUGUCCUAAAUAUGGAAAUGGACGGGGGGAUGAAAGAUGCUGCGUGCCGGAGAAUAAACCUGUUACAUUCUAGGAGGUGAGCUAUGAAGGUGGAAUAUUUUUGUACCAUGAUAGAGUAUAAGACUGUAUAGGAAUCUGUGGAACUUCUGGUGAGCAGUAAAUAGAGUAGCUGAUAAUCUUAAUGAAUUAUUGAGUUUUUACAAAUUCAGUCAUUUAUAUAGGGAUACUGAAUGACAACAAUAUUAAAAUAGUAGUAAUACUGUUCCAAAUAACAUUUUUCCAUUUAUCAAGAAUUCUUGUUGUAUCCUAUAGAACAUGAAGUCUCAAUAGCUAAAUAUAUCUAAUUUGUAAUUAGUCAUACGACAUUCAACGUGUUAAAAUAAUAAGAAUUAAAGAUUCCGCGAAAUUUGAAACCAUCUAAACGUUAAGUUAGCCAUACCACAUAGGACCCAUCACAUGUAGCCAAAUGGAAAGUGGUUUAACCACUUGUCAUCAUAAGACGUAACACAGGAUAUUUGCUCAAAGUAAUCUGCUGAACGGACGAGUGUGAACAAUGUCUAGAUCGAAGAAAUUCUUCUUCGUUACCUAAUCGAUUAAAACAGGUGUACAGAUAUAAGUGGAUCUUCAUACGGUACAAUGAAACACGCGGUUUCAAUUCCGGAACGCGAUUGCGUAUUCAAAAGCGGUACGCAUCGUCCGGAAAAAUCUUGCGUUCGUGAUCUAUCGACCAAUCAAUCCCGUUAACUGUUCCACUGAACCUCGACAAAUAUAUUCACGACAAUGUCCAGCAAACAGACAACUGUUCUUCGAUCUUUCUUCACCGAGAGCCGUUGUGCAAUCUGUUAUCGCAAUGAUUUGCACGUUAAGGAAUGAUAAGCGGUUUCGUGAUGAAACACAGUAGGGUAAACUUUCUGGUUGGCAAGUAAAUUCGCGACUAUUUUUAAUAUUUUUCUACAAAAUUCUAUCUUAGAGCAAUAAACAAUUUAUCGUAUUAGAUUAUUAAUUCAAGUGGCGUUUACUUGAAUUGAAAAUAGUAAUUUGUGAAAUAAAAACUUUCAAUGAUUGAAAUUUUAUAAAGGAAGAUUGGAGAUUGUGAUGCAAAUGCAGCUUUAAGUUAGAACUAUUUUUAUACUGUUUAUUACUAGAUUUGAAAAAUAGUAUUAUUAUAGCAAAAUGCGUAUUAAAACCGAUUAGAUUAAAUAGUACUAAUAUCAACGCGCUACAACUAAUACACUGUCAUAAUGUACUGUAUUAUUCAAAAGCUAUUAUGCACUAUAAUAAUUUGAAGUAAGAUAGCUCUGUAUAAUAUGUAACAUAAUAUUUAGGAUAAUCGAAAUAAAUCUUCUUUAUUAUAAA